UGUUGAUUUUUACGGUAAGAGCAGCUUUGGAAAAGCUUGGUACAUUAGACAUAGCAAGAUAUCACAUCCGUAUACGAACGUUCACAAGCAUGAAAGCAGUUCUCUAUAAAACCGGUGGCGUUGAGAACCUAUAUCUCGGCACAGCCCCGAAGCCGACGGCCGGAAAAACUCAAGUGCUAAUCCGCGUGGAAUACACAGCGCUGAAUCGAGCGGACACUCUGCAAAGACGAGGACUUUAUCCCUCUCCUUCUCUACCUCCUGGGCAACCCGACAUUCUGGGGCUUGAGGUAUCUGGUGUGAUCGAGGAGGUCGGUGGCGAAUGUGCUGGGACAUGGAAGCAAGGCGACAAGGUUAUGGCUUUGUUACCAGGAGGAGGGUAUGCGGAAUAUGUUGCUGUUGAAGAGGUCCUUGUCAUGCCUGCACCUGAUUCUCUUGAACUUUCUGAUGCGGCAGCCAUUCCUGAAGCAUGGCUAACAGCAUAUCAGCUCCUGCACUUUCUCGGGCGAGUUGAGAGUGGUGAUGUAGUGCUUAUUCAUGCUGGUGGCAGUGGUGUUGGAACAGCACUGGUGCAGCUGUCACUAGUGGCUGGAGCACAGCCAUAUGUGACUGCAGGCUCAGAGGAAAAGAUCAAAAUGGCAGAGUCACUUGGAGCCAAGGGAGGCUUCAACUAUAAGACAGGAGAUUUUUCCAACUGGAUAGAAAGUGUUACUGGAGGAAAAGGAGUGAAUGUGAUUCUAGACUGCGUUGGUAGCUCUUUCUGGGAAAAGAAUAUCAAAGUCCUUGCUGUUGAUGGUCGUUGGGUGUUGUAUGGUACACUGGGCGGAGGAAAUGUAGAUGGUAAUCUUCUUGGAGGUCUACUCAAAAAGAGAGGUUCUCUGAUAGCCACAACCCUAAAGCAUAGACCUCUUGAGUACAAAGCUAAAUUGGUACGAGCGUUUACGGAAAACAGUGUUCCUUUAUUCGCCGCUGGAAAGCUGAAGACCAUCGUGGACUCAGUCCUUCCCAUGGAUCAGAUACAGCUUGCUCACGAGAAGAUGGAGUCCAACAAAAAUAUUGGAAAAAUAGUUGUUCAAAUAGCAGCACCUUGAAGGAGACA
Molecule: messenger RNA, 1096 nt
Organism: Pocillopora verrucosa
Lineage: Eukaryota; Metazoa; Cnidaria; Anthozoa; Scleractinia; Pocilloporidae
Product: quinone oxidoreductase PIG3-like
Molecular function (GO): quinone reductase (NADPH) activity; NADPH binding; quinone binding
Source: RefSeq, a predicted model, not a curated record